Messenger RNA from Etheostoma cragini (Arkansas darter), 1110 nucleotides. RefSeq names its product cornifelin homolog A-like. NCBI's taxonomy places the organism in Eukaryota, Metazoa, Chordata, Actinopteri, Perciformes, Percidae. The transcript has 4 exons. The record is from RefSeq and is a predicted model, not a curated record. Bases 159 to 518 code for a protein of 119 amino acids.
GUGGUGUUGACACAAGCAGGACUGGACAGACCAGUCAGUGAGAAGUCUGCAGGGGUGUCCUGUCACGUUCACAGCUCUGGAGCAAGGCUAUAAGAUGCCCCGCUGCCCUGCAGAUCCAUCACUUCAUUGAACUUGACUCACAAUAAGAAGCUGAAAUCAUGUCUAAAAUGGUUGUGACCCAGCCGAGGCCCUUCAUUACAACUUCCAUAUCCAAUGAAUGGACCUCUGGCAUCUGUCAGUGCUUCCAAGACCUGCCCCAGUGUUGCUUGGCCUUCUGGUGUCUUCCUUGCUUCUACUGUAAGACGGCCAAAGAGGCCGGGGAGUGUGUGUGUUUACCUCUGCUGGAUGGUUGUGGAUGCAUCCCUCCUAUAGCCACAGCCGUCAGGGUGUCGGUACGCCAACGUUACGGCAUUGAGGGCACGGUUUGCAAUGACUGUGUGUACGCCUGCUGCUGCGGGCCUUGCAGCUGGUGCCAAAUAGCAAGAGAGAUCAAAACAAGGAGGAAUCCCAUGCUAUAGAUGAGAACAAUAAGCUGCUGGAGCAUCAACACCAUCAACGUCAUGGCCACCAUCAAUGGUGUCUCUUCAUCAUUAGCUUUUUGGGAGUAAGACGGGAUAAGUACACUGAUUUGUGAUCUAUUUAAGCAUGUCUGCCUGUAUGGAAUGUACUGUAGCUGGUUAAAAAUCACCACAUGAGGGUCAUAAGUGUUGGAUUACUCAAUGACAGUAAGAUAAGACAAGCAGACACUUGACCUCUAUGACUGUAAUAACAUUGCACACAAAUUUCACUAGAGAUCUAAACCCUCUACACUGUCAUCCCAAAUUAGUUGCUUUACUGGAAAUUUACGUGGAAACCAGUUGCCUUAAACCGUCUAAGUUCUGCACAAGGUGAAACUUUACAGGUCAAGUUGUAUUAACACAGAGCGGUUCGUUCAUGCUGUAGACAAAUCAACUUUACAUUAGUAUUUUAAUAUUAUACAAAUAUUUAUUUUCUGGAGUCAAGUUGCCUAAAAUAAGCAUGUUAAGAAACACAAGAAAAUUUAAACAUUAGGCUACAUAUUUCACUAGUACAGACAUAAUUUGUUGAUAUAUACAUAGAUUUGUUUUCUUC